AUGGCAAAAAGCAUUCCUUACAUGACAAACCACUCGUAUGACUCGGAUCUAGAUAGAUCCGAGGCAUACGAAUCUAUCUAUCUAUCUAUCUAUCUAUCUAUCUAUCUAUCUAUCUAUCUAUCUAUCGUUUGUUUGCGUCUGUCUCUCUGUCUCUCUAUCUAUCUAUCGUUUGUUUGCGUCUGUCUCUCUGUCUCUCUAUCUAUCUAUCGUUUGUUUGCGUCUGUCUCUCUGUCUAUCUAUCUAUCUAUCCUUUGUUUGCGUCUGUCUCUCUGUCUAUCUAUCUAUCUAUCUAUCGUUUGUUUUCGUCUGUCUCUCUAUCUAUCUAUCUAUCGUUUGUUUGCGUCUGUCUCUCUGUCUCUCUAUCUAUCUAUCGUUUGUUUGCGUCUGUCUCUCUGUCUCUCUAUCUAUCUAUCGUUUGUUUGCGUCUGUCUCUCUGUCUAUCUAUCUAUCUAUCUAUCGUUUGUUUGCGUCUGUCUCUCUGUCUCUCUAUCUAUCGUUUGUUUGCGUCUGUCUCUCUGUCUCUCUAUCUAUCGUUUGUUUGCGUCUGUCUCUCUGUCUCUCUAUCUAUCGUUUGUUUGCGUCUGUCUCUCUGUCUCUCUAUCUAUCGUUUGUUUGCGUCUGUCUCUCUGUCUCUAUCUAUCGUUUGUUUGCGUCUGUCUCUCUGUCUCUCUAUCUAUCGUUUGUUUGCGUCUGUCUCUCUGUCUCUCUAUCUAUCGUUUGUUUGCGUCUGUCUCUCUGUCUCUCUAUCUAUCGUUUGUUUGCGUCUGUCUCUCUGUCUCUCUAUCUAUCUAUCUAUCGUUUGUUUGCGUCUGUCUCUCUAUCUAUCUAUCGUUUGUUUGCGUCUGUCUCUCUCUCUCUCUCUCUGUCUAUCUACAGUUUGUUUGCGUCUGUCUCUCUGCCUAUCUACAGUUUGUUUGCGUCUGUCUCUCUGUCUAUCUAUCUAUUGACAGUGUCUAUCUGUCUAUUAACAAUUUUUCAUCUAUCUAUCUUUCUAUCUAUCUAUUGACAGUUUAUUUAUGUCUAUCUGCCUGUCUAUCUAUCUAUCUACUGCCAAUUUGUUUUCAUCUAUCUAUCUAUCGGCAAAGCGUUCCUAAGAUUAUUUUCAUAUGUGAACUUAUCUUCUUCAUAUAUGAACUUAUCUUCGUCAGGCGUGUUUAG
This is a messenger RNA of Acanthosepion pharaonis, 1158 nucleotides long. The record is from the annotation of a GenBank genome assembly. Lineage: Eukaryota; Metazoa; Mollusca; Cephalopoda; Sepiida; Sepiidae.